Engraulis encrasicolus (European anchovy) is the source of this 3350-nucleotide messenger RNA. RefSeq names its product death-associated protein kinase 2-like. The coding region runs from base 34 to 1116 and encodes 360 amino acids. Gene Ontology annotation, cellular component: nucleus; cytoplasm. Gene Ontology annotation, biological process: intracellular signal transduction; protein phosphorylation; positive regulation of apoptotic process. Lineage: Eukaryota; Metazoa; Chordata; Actinopteri; Clupeiformes; Engraulidae. The transcript is spliced from 11 exons. Gene Ontology annotation, molecular function: ATP binding; protein serine/threonine kinase activity. The record is from RefSeq and is a predicted model, not a curated record.
UGAGGCUGAAGUGGAGCUAGCAGGAACAGCACCAUGGCUAUGAUCAAGCUGCAGAAUGUGGAGGACUUUUACGAAAUUGGAGAGAUGUUGGGGAGUGGCCACUACGGGCAGGUGCGCCUGGUGCGUGAGCGCGCGACGGACGCCCGCUGGGCGGGCAAGUUCCUGAAGCUUCGUCGCAGCGCGAGCAGCCGCCUGGGUCUGGAGCGCAAGAGUGUGGAGCGCGAGGUGGAGAUACUACAGGCCCUGGAGCACGGCAACAUCAUGGCACUCAGAGACGUGUUCGAGAGCAAGGCAGAGGUGGUGCUCAUCGUGGAACUGAUUGGUGGUGGGGAGCUGUUUGACUUCAUUGCCGAGAAGGAGGAGCUGUCAGAGAACCAGGCCAUUGAGUUUAUGAAGCAGAUCCUGAAGGGCGUUGGAUUCAUGCACGGCAAGAACAUCGCUCACUUUGACCUCAAGCCGGAGAACAUCAUGCUGUUGGAUAAGGAGCAGGAGCAUCCCCACAUCAAGAUCAUCGACUUCGGCCUUGCCCACCGCUUCACCCAGGGGGAGGAGUACAAGAGCCUGUGUGGCACACCGCAGUAUAUAGCCCCUGAAGUGAUAAACUUUGAGACUCUGAGCUCAGCUGCGGAUAUGUGGAGCCUUGGAGUGAUCACGUACAUUUUGCUGAGCGGCUUGUCGCCGUUCCAGGGGGACACGGAUGAGGAGACGCUGCGCAACAUCGUGGCCAUGAACUACGAGUUUGAGGAGCAGUACUUCAGCCAGACCAGCGCCAUGGCCAAGGACUUCAUCGAGAAGCUGCUCAUCAAGGACCCAAUUGAAAGAAUGACAGCAGACGAAUGCCUACUCCACCCCUGGAUCAAGCCUCUGACGCGUAAGCAGGCAGCCAAUAGGAGCCGAUCCUCCAUCAACAUGAAGAACUUCAAGAAGUUUAACGCCAGGAGGAAGUGGAGGAUGUCCUACAACAUGGUGUGGGCCUGCAACAGACUCUGCCGCCUACAGCUACUGUGCAAGUCCAGUUCCAAAGACGAUGAGCUGAGGGGAUGUGAGAGUGAUCAGGAGGACACGGAGACCAAGCCAGCCUCACUGAUCCGCCGCCGGCUCAGCAGCAGCUCCUAGAGAUGACCACUAGAGGGCGCUACUCCACAAGAUCUCCAUAGACUUCACUGCAGUCUGGCAACUAGUUACUACUCUGCAAGAUCUCCGUAGACUUCACUGCAAUCUGGCAACUAGUUACUACUCUGCAAGAUCUCCGUAGACUUUACUGCAAUCUGGCAACUAGUUACUACUCUGCAAGAGACUUCACUGCAGUCUCACAACUAGUUACUACUGUGCAAGAGCUUAUUUUGCUGCAAGUUCAACUCAAGUGCCACCCAAACACACACCCAGUCUGAUUCAUGUAUCAGAUCAGAGCCCAUUUGGACAUUUGUAACUCUUGCCUUUUAGUGAAGAGAGCAGCACUCUUGGAGAUUGAAGUUAUGGCAACCGUGUAAAUGUUGGGCUGAGUCGGGUUGGGGCUCGAGAUAAGAAGGUUUUUUAAAAAGUUUUUUUUUGUCUUUUUCAACUUUUUUCGACUUUUGAGAGGUGGACAGGAAGCGAAUUGGAAGAGAGAUAGGGAGGGGUCGGCAAAGGACCCGGCCCGGGAAUCGAACACGGGUCAGCCGCAUGGCAGGCGAGUGCCCUACCGGUUGGCCACGGCAGGGCCGAGAUAAGAAGGUUUUUAUUGUGGUGCUUCUCAUCGUUUCUGCACCUUAUUUUUAGAAACCAAAUCUGAGCUAUCGGGAUAAAGAAUGUCCUUCCAUAAAAAAGCCACAUCAGUAUUUUUUGUUUUGUUUGAUAGUUUUGCAGCGUCAUCUUGACACACACACACACACACACACACACACACACACACACACACACACACACACACACACACACACACACACACACACACACACACACACACACACAGAGAGAGAGAGACACAGACACACACACACACACACACACACACACACACACACACACACACACACACACACACACACACACACACACACACACACACACACACACACACACACACACACACACACACACAAACUCAAACGCCCUCAGACAGAUACACAGUGCAAACUGUUUAUUUAAGGGGCCACUUGAAGUUAUUGCUUUUGAUUGAUAUGGAGUAGGGAAAGCCAAAAUAUGUAAGUGUUGUCUUGGCAACAGAGUGGGGUUAAAAGAGGAAACUGUUUACAUGGUUUUCAAUGUUUCUCAUGCUCUCUCUACUUGCACAGUAAAUUUUACAGUGUUAAAAUAACACUUAAAGAGUUACAAUCAACACUGUUCUAGUGUCUAUUUGGUCCUGCUCCAGAUCAGUGUUAAACACUGGUGUUAGAUUUGUAGUGUUAAGCUAACACUAUAAAGAGUAAAGCAGUUUCGGGGAGCAUACAAUGGCGCAGACAAACUCCAUCACCUCAAGGAGGCGGGGGCUCUCUGGAGUACUUCUAACUCCACACAAUUCAACAACUUCAUUUGUCACUGACACUGGAGAGCAUCUCACUCCAUUUGGUGUUGGAAUUACUCCAAUAGUGUUAAUAAGCCUUAACACUGCAAAAUUAACACUGGCAAAUUUACUGUGUGGGCUGUAACGAUACAGUCAACUCACGAUUCGGUUCGUAUUGCAAUUUUUGACCAACAGUCCGAUACACACCACAAUGUUUUAAAUGCAUCUUUUUGAUGAUCGUUUAUAACAACGUAGGUUACAAGAGGUUACUGAUAAUGCAAAACAAGCUUAAAAAUAAUAAGGAUAUUAAUGUGAAGCUUGGAAGCACCAUCACAUCAUAUCGUGUGGUUGUUUUCUGAACUGAAGGAUAACAGAACUUUGAAAGGGUGUAUCAUGAUACAAGUUUCAAAGUGAGAGGUCCGCACACUUAAAAUCCUUUUUGUUUUCUUUAAUUAUUUCUUUACCUUCAACUGUAUCAUGAUACUGCCUUCUUGCAUCACGAUACAGUAUUGUGAUUGUGACUCUGUGUAUCACGAUUUCUCGGUUCGAUACAUUAUUGUUACAAUAUCAUUACAGCCCUACUCACUGCCUCUCGUGGUAGUAUAGUGGCAGCAUCAAGCCAAAACUGAGAGCAAAGAGAGACUUUUUCAUUGCAUGUGUUUUUAUACAUUUUUUUUAAACAAGGAAGCUGAUGGAUGUCCUAAUUAAGCUGUUUUUUUACCCCCUCUCUGAAAACAUCUUUGUGUUUUUUAAACUUUAUUGUAACUUUUAGAAAUAGGUUUUUAAAUGUAUUGCAAUUUUUUUAGAGUGAUGUUGCUGUGUACCUUAGUCAAAGACUUAAUGGAAUGACUGAAUAAAUGUGUCUUUU